AGUCAAGAACCCAUAACGGCAUAGCCAAUGAACAGCAGAAAACUGCAACUUCAACUUCAACUCCAACUCCAACUUCAACUUCAACUUCAACUUCACUUCUCCGUUCCAACACUCGCUAUGUUCCUUCUUAAGACAUGGAGACAAACAGCUUUUGGAGUUUUUGGCUACCUUAAUUUCACCAAAGCUGGUUUCCUCGAUCAUUCUAAGAGAUUCAAACCAGAGGAAAUGGAAGUACAAUUACCUGGGAAGAAUUGCAUUGUUACAGGAGCUAACUCUGGAAUUGGCUACGCAACAGCAGAGGGUCUUGCCAAGCGUGGUGCAACUGUCUAUCUUAUAUGUCGUAAUAAGGAUAAAGGAGAGGCUGCUCUAUCUGAUAUUCAAACUAGAACUGGCAAUCAAAAUGUAUAUUUGGAGAUUUGUGACCUUUCUUCAGUCAAUGAGAUCAAGUCAUUUGCUUCCAGGUUUUCAAGGAAGAAUGUGCCAGUUCAUGUGUUGGUUAACAAUGCUGGCUUGCUUGAGCAAAAUCGAGUUACCACAUCAGAAGGGUAUGAGUUGAACUUUGCUGUAAAUGUGUUAGGCACAUACACCAUGACAGAAUUGAUGGUACCGUUACUGAAGAAAGCUUCUCCAGAUGCACGUGUCAUUACAGUUUCUUCUGGUGGAAUGUACACUGCUCCCUUAACCAAUGAUCUACAGUAUUCCGAGAGCAACUUUAAUGGAGUUGAACAAUAUGCUCGAAACAAGCGUGUUCAGGUUGCACUAACAGAAAAAUGGGCUGACACAUACAAGAACAAAGGUAUAGGAUUUUACUCAAUGCACCCAGGUUGGGCUGAGACUCCUGGGGUUGCUAAGAGUUUGCCCAGCUUCUCUAAAACGCUUUCAGGGAAGCUUAGAACAAGUGAAGAAGGUGCGGACACAGUCAUCUGGUUGACAUUACAACCAAAAGAGAAACUGGUAUCAGGAGGAACAUACUUCAAGGAUACUGAUUAGAGGGUGAACAAAAGAAUGGGCUCUAUCUUUUCAAGGAAGUACGAAGAGUGAAAGCCUACAAAAUUGAUGGAAUGCGUUUGAUAAAUUUGUGGCACAAGUAUUUGGAACAUCCUUUCUUAAAGAUUACUUAGUUGACACCUGUAGUUAGUAAACAUAAAGAUUGCAAUACGAUGAAUAAGACAUGUGAGGUUUGUUUUAAAGCCAAAAUAAUUAUAGAAAAGUUUCCUUUAAGUGAAUAUAAAUCUAGUGAAGUUUUUAAUUAAUUCAUUGUGAAUUACGAGGAGCAUAUAGAACUCCUUCCACUGAUGUUGCAUUUUAUAUUCUGACAAUAGUUGAUGACUAUUUUUUUACUAUAUGGAUCUACUUAUUAACUAAUAAACGAGAAGGACCAUAAAUGCUU
This is a messenger RNA of Abrus precatorius (Indian licorice), 1390 nucleotides long. RefSeq names its product dehydrogenase/reductase SDR family member 12. NCBI's taxonomy places the organism in Eukaryota, Viridiplantae, Streptophyta, Magnoliopsida, Fabales, Fabaceae. The transcript has 11 exons. The coding region runs from base 28 to 990 and encodes 320 amino acids. The record is from RefSeq and is a predicted model, not a curated record.